AUGAAAUUUACUAUUACAAGACAGUUUUCAUUUAAUAAUGAAAAAUAUGAAAUUAUUAGUGAUUCAAAAUCGAUUUGUACGGUUAAAGCAACACCAUCGAAUGAAUACGAAGGUCAAUUUAAUUUUAAACUAUCAAAUCCAUUUAGUAAACAUAUCGGAGAAGAUUAUUGUCUUGUUGAACCUGAUGAAAAUCAAACGCAAAAUUAUUUAAUUUAUUUAAAAAAUGAUCAAACAAAUACAAAAAAUUUAUUUGGUCAAUUACUUUAUCAAACAUGUAGUUAUAAUAAUUAUCUUUAUACGAUAAUAAUUGAACAAAAAUUGUAUAAAGUACGAAGUGCUGAUUUAAAAGAUCGUCGUCUAUCUAUGGUCGAUGUAAUGCAAGUAAAUAGUUCUUCGAAUGGACAACAAUACCCAGCACUUGAUUAUCCAGAACUAUUAUAUCAAGUUACGGAUUCAUUUACAAAAUCAAAUAAAAAAUAUCAUGUCAAUAUUCAUAAUAAAGAAUGGGCACUUGGAUAUCUUGCUAUUACUAUUUUACUUGAUCUUCAUGAAUGAGCUACACCUAGCAGACAAUAUCUUUAUAUUCAUCUUAUCUUGCAAACUAGACGCAAAGACUCUUUAGAAAUAAAAUGGUUUGUUCUAAUAAUUUUAUCGAUAAAUUUUGUAUCGAUCAGUGGAAAAACAUUUUUUGUUUCGGAUUAUAAUGCUUAUCCAAAUGAUGAUCUUGAUGACACGCAUGGAAUUCAAUUAGCUAUUAAUGAAGCAAUUAAAUAUGGUUUAGUUAGCGAUAUUAUCUUUGGAUAUGGUGUAUAUACAAUAUCAUCAACAAUAACAGUAUCUAAUGCAAUUAAUUUAACAAUAACAGGACAGGGAAUGGAUGAAACAUUUUUAAUUGGUUCUUAUCAAAUAACGAUAUUUAAUGCAUAUAAUUGUCAAGGACUAAAAUUGACAUCCUUUUCUAUUGACUAUAAUCCACUUCCAUUUACAGCUGGAUAUAUAGUUGAUGUAAAUGAUAAAUAUCUUGAUCUUCAAGUUGUUCCACCUCAUCAAACAGAUAUCGAUCGAAAAAUAGGAACAAUUCUUCGAUAUGAUCCCAUACAAAAAAGGCCAGCUUUUGGUUCAAAUACUUAUGAAAUUUAUCAAACACCUCCUGCAGACGCUAAUACAACUAUUGUGUCACCUGGUGUAUUACGUUUGCCAUUAACAUCACCUACAGGAUUUCGUAAAGGAGAUCCUAUUGUUGCUCGUUAUACUUUUGGAUAUCAUGCUAUAUAUGGUCAAGAUUUAGUCGAUAUUACUAUUGACUCGAUUACUAUUUAUACAUCAUGGCUUAUGGGUGUUGCCACAAUAAGAUCAAGACGUUUGAAAAUACAUAAUUAUCAUGUUCUACCGCAUCCUGGACGUUGGAUGAGUACAGCUGCAGAUUGUAUGCAUUUUCUUGAUACGAGAGAAUCUAUUUCUAUAUCUGAUAGUGAAUGUCAAGCAAUGGGUGAUGAUGGUUUAAAUGUGCAUGCAAUGUUUUUUCAAGUAACCCAAGUAAUUGAUGCAACUACUGUAGUCAUUGAAGAAAGCAAUUGGGAUGAACCACUUAAUUUCGGAAUUGGUACAAAUUUAGAAUUUAGUGCUAAUCAACAACCGUUUUCUAUUCAUGGCAAUGGAACAGUUGCAUCAAUUGUAUUUAAUUCAACUUAUUCAAGAAAAAUAACAUUCACGAAUUCCGUUAAUACAAGUGUUGGUGAUUGGGCUUGUGUUUCUGAUACUCCAGUACUUACUAUUCGAAAUUUUACUGUUGCAAAUAAUCGUGCUCGUGGUGUUUUAUUAGAAACACGUAAUAUUGAUAUAAGACAAUCAGUAUUCUAUCGAACAAGUGGACCAGCAGUUCUUAUUCAACCAUCAAUGUAUUGGCGUGAAGGUCCUGAAGCUCGAAAUGUGUCAUUAAUUGAAAAUUUAUAUAUUGAAAAUAAUGAAGGUAUUGCACAAGAAAAAGGUAUUAUAACUAUUUUACCAGAUCCAAUUCAUUUAUUUCCUGUAAUUAAUGAUAUUCGAAUAGAAUCAUCAACAUUUGUUCUUGGAAAUUCAAGUCAAGGAAUUUUACAGAGUAAUAAUAUGAAUAAUUUAUUUCUAAGUGGAAAUUAUAUUGCAACAAAUAAUUCAACACCUAUCAUAUCUAUAUGUAAUAGUCGAAAUAUAUCAGCAGAAAAUAAUUGUGUUGUCAAUAAUCAAACAAAAAUUACUGAAUAUUAUACAUUCGAUCAAGGUAGUCCAUGUUCAAUGAAUUUAAGUAGUUUGAUUAAUUUACUACCAUCAGCAUUUAAUUCAUCAUUUCCUCCACCUGUCAUUCCAAAACAAGUUUUUAAUCAACAUCAUUACUUUAUUAAAAAAUAA
Messenger RNA from Adineta steineri, 2385 nucleotides. NCBI's taxonomy places the organism in Eukaryota, Metazoa, Rotifera, Eurotatoria, Adinetida, Adinetidae. The record is from the annotation of a GenBank genome assembly.